Molecule: messenger RNA, 2073 nt
Organism: Penicillium pulvis
Lineage: Eukaryota; Fungi; Ascomycota; Eurotiomycetes; Eurotiales; Aspergillaceae
Gene: aspB
Product: septin AspB
Exons: 5
Coding region: 285-1676 (463 amino acids)
Biological process (GO): cytoskeleton-dependent cytokinesis
Cellular component (GO): cytosol; microtubule cytoskeleton; cell division site
Molecular function (GO): GTPase activity; molecular adaptor activity; GTP binding
Source: RefSeq, a predicted model, not a curated record
CAACGUGUAUUUUGGCGCGGGUCGAUCCAAACCCACUCCAGAAUAGCUGGCCCGAACACCUCGACACGUCCCCCCCCCUUUCUUUCCCAGACUGGCACUUCCCUUCUCUCCAACAACUCCUUUCCUUUUCCUUCUCUUCAAAGGCCUCCAAGGUUUCUUCUAUUCACUCGCUUGCUGUUUUUUGAUACUAUUCUGUGAAAAAAAGGAUACCCCCCCUUUUUUUCUUCGUCCAGGGGUUCUUUUAGUGUUGCCUUUUCCCCUAAUUCCUCGUCUAAUCGUUCACCAUGUCUUCGCCACCGCCUGCAAAUGGUUCCCCCGUCGCGUCCCACGACUCCCCCACGCCCAGUAGCGGCAAGGAGUCGCCGUUCGUCGAGCGCAGCAACCCCAUGGGUCAGGGUAUCGCCCAGACUGUCAGCUCCCGUGACCCCAAGGCCGUCGCCCAGGCCGCAAGCGAUAUGAAGAACGUUGUCCGCCGCAAGCUUACUGGCUAUGUUGGAUUCGCCAACCUGCCUAACCAGUGGCACCGCAAGAGUGUUCGCAAGGGUUUCAACUUCAAUGUUAUGGUGGUCGGUGAAUCCGGUCUCGGAAAGUCCACCCUUGUCAACACCUUGUUCAACACUUCCCUGUACCCCCCUAAGGAGCGCACCGGCCCCAAUGCCGACAUCAUCCCCAAGACCGUGUCCAUCCAGUCGACCAGCGCCGAUAUCGAGGAGAACGGCGUGCGUCUCCGCCUAACUGUGGUGGAUACCCCCGGAUUCGGUGACUUUGUCAACAACGACGACUCGUGGCGCCCCAUUGUCGAGAACAUCGAGCAGCGUUACGACACAUACCUCGAGGCCGAGAACAAGGUCAACCGCAGCAACAUUGUCGACAACCGUAUUCACGCCUGCGUUUACUUCAUCCAGCCCACUGGUCACUCCCUGAAGCCUCUCGACAUUGAGGUGAUGCGCCGCCUGCACACCAAGGUCAACCUGAUCCCGGUCAUCGCCAAGGCCGAUACCCUGACCGACGAGGAGGUUGCCCUGUUCAAGGAGCGCAUUCUGGCCGAUAUCACCCACCACUCCAUCCAGAUCUUCGAGGGCCCCCGCUACGAGCUUGAUGACGAGGAGACCAUUGCCGAGAACAACGAGAUCAUGUCCAAGGUGCCGUUCGCCGUUGUUGGUGCCAACUCGGAGGUGACUGCCGCCGAUGGCCGUCGCGUGCGUGGCCGUAGCUACCCCUGGGGUACCAUUGAGGUCGAUAACGAGGAGCACUGUGAUUUUGUCAAGCUGCGCCAGAUGCUGAUCCGUACCCACAUGGAGGAGCUCAAGGAGCACACCAACAACUUCCUAUACGAGAACUACCGCUCGGACAAGCUCACCCAGAUGGGUGUCGCCCAGGACCCGAGCGUGUUCAAGGAGGUCAACCCGGCCGUCAAGCAGGAGGAGGAGCGCAACCUGCACGAGCAGAAGCUGUCCAAGAUGGAAGCCGAAAUGAAGAUGGUCUUCCAGCAAAAGGUAUCGGAGAAGGAAAGCAAGCUGAAACAGAGCGAAGACGAACUCUAUGCCCGACACCGCGAGAUGAAGGACCAGCUCGACCGGCAGCGCCAGGAGCUAGACGAAAAGAAAUCCCGCCUGGAGAGCGGCCGACCCAUCGAAGAAAAGGGAGGCAAGCGCAAGGGCUUCUCCCUUCGUUAAGACUCUCAUGCCUGCCAUUGACGCCCGCUGAUUCCCCAUCAAACCCUCAACUCUCUCUAUUUUUUUCCUAUCUGUCUCACAUCACACUCCCUCUUAUCUCCUUGACGCGCUGCUCUAUUUUAUCUUCCACUGGAUGGGCCUACGCAUCGCAAAAAGAAUGGUUUUGAAUAAUACGAUCCGCGGGGGUUGCUUAAGACCUUUUCUUUUUAUUAACUUCUUGUGAUGUACUUUUUGCUACGCCAUCUCUUGUUCUUGCCCGCUUUCUGUGUGCCCUAUUACCCGCUCAUUUUCUCGUUAAUUUCUUUUGGGCAUUUGGUUCUUUUUUGGCCGUCUGUCCGUGUGUUAGUCAAUUGCAGCGCUUCGGCAUUUCCUUAGUCCACAUGAGAUCUAUGUAGAG